Molecule: messenger RNA, 1713 nt
Organism: Anopheles funestus (African malaria mosquito)
Lineage: Eukaryota; Metazoa; Arthropoda; Insecta; Diptera; Culicidae
Product: alpha-taxilin
Exons: 5
Coding region: 266-1513 (415 amino acids)
Molecular function (GO): syntaxin binding
Source: RefSeq, a predicted model, not a curated record
CCGGGCGAUGUUAUCUAUUUUUAACGCACAAAAUACGAGAGUCUUUUCAAGAGCGCCGGCAUAUGGAGCUAAGCGAAGUCAGAUUCUACACAUUCUCGCACACUUUCGGGCUGAACAGAGCGCAGCAGAACGGAACUGUUGUGCGUGACACGGUGCAAACUCGGUCGGUCGUGUCAAAAACCGCGUGAGAAAAAAUCAAUCGGGAAAAUUGUGAAAGAGUUUGUAUGAAAAUCAAUCUACUGAAGGGAUAAGAGGUGAUAUUAAUAUGGCAGACGUUACUUCCAAUAACCCCACCAUGGAUGUGCAAACUAGUAACGGAGAACCGCGAACCCAUGCGGAAGCGAAGAAACUUAUGCGGGAAGACAAGCAGCGAGAGGCAAAAAUCGAAGAGCAGCUGUCCAAAGCACUCAGUGGCAUGACAGUGGAGGAAAAGUAUGCUGCCGUUCACAAACGGUUGGUCGAUUCGGAGAAAGAAAACCGUCGCCUGGUAGCACUGCACAAGCAGUACGAUCGUACGCUGGAAGCGUCCAAGCGUGAGAAGGAAAAUCUCAUCCUGGAGCACGAUAAAAUGGCCAUGACCAAGACGAAACUGGAAGGGCUAUGCAGAGAGUUGCAGCGCCAGAACAAAACGAUCAAGGAUGAAAGUUUGGCACAGAUUCAUCAGGAGGAAGAAAAGCGGAAGCAGACGCAAGAAAAGUUCCAACAGUCGCUUAACGAAAUACAGGCAGUGAUGAAUGAGAACAAUGACAAGAACAUGAAGUUGAAGGAAGACAACAUGGAAAUGGCCAAAAAGUUUAAGUUCAUUCUCGAGCAGUACGAACUUCGCGAUCAGCAGAUGGAUAAAAUGAACAAACAGAUGGAACUGGUAACGCAGCUGAACGAUGCCAAACUAGCCAAGCUACAAAUGCAGGCAAACAGUGAAAAGGAACAAUUUCUUGCAGAGAAGCUAGUGCUGAUGACUGAGCUGCAGAAGGUGAAAAAACAGUUGGCCGAUAUACAGACAGUUGAGACGCAUCUACGUGGCCAGGUCACCAUGUAUUCCGACAAGUACGGAGAGUUUCAAGACUCGUUGAAGAAAAGCCGAAGCAUUUACGAAGGAUAUCAGGAGGACAUGAAAAAGAUGUCGAAGAAAAUGAAAACCCUCGAGAAGGAAACCAUGGCAUGGAAAUCGAGAUGGGAAACUAGUAAUGCCACCGUGCAGAAGAUGCUGGAUGAACAGAUCGAUCGCGAAAAGCAUCUAACCAAAACGACCCGCCAGCUGAAUAACUUGCAAAAGCUUUGCCGCACGCUACAGGCCGAAAGGGCUACGUACUUGGCUGCGCUAAAGGAAGGUAACAUACCGAUACCGUCCGAAGUGCCAGACCAAACACAGGAACAGGAGAAACCGGUCGAGAAGAACGAAAGCGUUCCGGAGGUAGCGAAAAAGCAGCAGCAAACCAAUGACAAUCAAGUGAAUGGGCAUGCGACAGACGCACCCGUAACGGAGAUGGAGAAAACACCCACGUCAACGUAGUCUAGGCACGGUUUGCCUGUGUACAAGUUGCCAGCGCUCCUUUACAAUCCUUCUUGUCAUUGAAAUGUUUUAAUUUAUCGCACACCAUUUCGUGUUUCAUUUUUGCAAUUUAAUCUACUAUUGAAUGUGGAAAUUUUGUAUUUCUUUCUUCAAAAACCAUAUACGAUAAUGGAAUAAAUCUUAAUCCUCACCAAAACAAA